Ceratotherium simum simum (southern white rhinoceros) is the source of this 1449-nucleotide messenger RNA. It is a transcript of the gene BGN, whose product is annotated as biglycan. NCBI's taxonomy places the organism in Eukaryota, Metazoa, Chordata, Mammalia, Perissodactyla, Rhinocerotidae. Gene Ontology annotation, molecular function: protein binding. The record is from RefSeq and is a predicted model, not a curated record.
AGCCUUCUGACGGCCCCUCCUCCCCCUGGCCUCCCAGGCACACCCACCAUGUGGCCCCUGUGGCUCCUCGCAUCCCUGCUGGCCCUGAGCCAGGCCCUGCCCUUUGAGCAGAAGGGCUUCUGGGACUUCACCAUGGAUGACGGACUGCCCAUGCUGAACGAUGAGGAGGCUUCGGGUGCCGACACGACCUCAGGCGUCCCGGACCUGGACUCUCUCACGCCCACCUUCAGCGCCAUGUGUCCUUUCGGCUGCCACUGCCACCUGCGGGUCGUUCAGUGCUCUGACCUGGGUCUGAAGGCCGUGCCCAAGGAGAUCUCACCUGACACCACGCUGCUGGACCUGCAGAACAAUGACAUCUCGGAGCUCCGAAAGGAUGACUUCAAAGGCCUGCAGCAGCUCUACGCCCUCGUCCUGGUGAACAACAAGAUCUCCAAGAUCCACGAGAAGGCCUUCAGCCCCCUGCGGAAGCUGCAGAAGCUCUACAUCUCCAAGAACCACCUGGUGGAGAUCCCUCCCAACCUGCCCAGCUCUCUGGUGGAGCUCCGCAUCCAUGACAACCGCAUCCGCAAGGUGCCCAAGGGUGUGUUCAGCGGACUGCGCAGCAUGAACUGCAUCGAGAUGGGUGGGAAUCCCCUGGAGAACAGUGGCUUUGAACCUGGAGCCUUCGAUGGCCUGAAGCUCAACUACCUGCGCAUCUCUGAGGCCAAGCUCACUGGCAUCCCCAAAGACCUCCCCGAGUCCCUGAAUGAACUCCAUCUGGACCACAACAAAAUCCAGGCUAUUGAGCUGGAGGAUCUGCUUCGCUACUCCAAGCUGUACAGGCUGGGCCUGGGCCACAACCAGAUCCGCAUGAUCGAGAACGGCAGCCUGAGUUUUCUGCCCACGCUGCGGGAGCUGCACUUGGACAAUAACAAGCUGUCCAGGGUGCCCGCCGGCCUUCCUGACCUCAAGCUCCUCCAGGUGGUCUAUCUGCACACCAACAACAUCACCAAGGUAGGCGUCAACGACUUCUGCCCCAUGGGCUUCGGGGUCAAGAGGGCCUACUACAACGGCAUCAGCCUCUUCAACAACCCCGUGCCCUACUGGGAGGUGCAGCCAGCCACCUUUCGCUGCGUCACCGACCGCCUGGCCAUCCAGUUUGGCAACUACAAAAAGUAGAGGCAGCAGCAGCCACCAUGGUGGCCUGGGCAGGGUCUCUGGGGAGCACGGCGGAUGUCCUGAAGGGGCAGGCAGAGCAAGGGAGCGAAGCCAGCGCCCACUUGCACGCAACCCAGCCCCAUCCUUCUUCCCUGGCCCCCACUAGCUGCUCCCUGAUGCUUUCACCUGGGCUCCCAAGCGUGCAGGUGGGGAGCAAGGCCCGGCCCCCAUCACAAGCUGCCCCUGCCCCCCAUCGUAGCCACUCAGAGGUGCCCCGACUAAGCUUCCUUCCCAUUCACCCUGAAACCAAAU